This is a messenger RNA of Coccinella septempunctata (seven-spotted ladybird), 4056 nucleotides long. RefSeq names its product echinoderm microtubule-associated protein-like CG42247 (gene DCX-EMAP). NCBI's taxonomy places the organism in Eukaryota, Metazoa, Arthropoda, Insecta, Coleoptera, Coccinellidae. Gene Ontology annotation, molecular function: microtubule binding. The record is from RefSeq and is a predicted model, not a curated record. The transcript is spliced from 19 exons. Gene Ontology annotation, cellular component: mitotic spindle. The coding region runs from base 140 to 3268 and encodes 1042 amino acids. Gene Ontology annotation, biological process: microtubule cytoskeleton organization; intracellular signal transduction.
AAAUGAUUUUCUACUUCGUUUUAUUCACUUAAGAGGGUGCACUGACCCCCCCUCUUCGUGUAGUGCAUUCAGGAGCGCUUUAUGGUGUGUGCAAGAACUUAUAUUUGAAUUUCUAAUGGGGUUGGAGUGACUUGUUCCUAUGAUGUCAGUGGCUCCUUCUCGCGCCAACAGCCGACUGCAGAACUACGAGGACACCCCAACCGCAGAUGCCUCCCCCGUCCACCCCCAAGAUGGCGCCACCGAUGCCAAAACCCUGAGGAACGACGACGAAAAGAGCAAAGAGUCCAGAAACGGUGCACACAUGGACGAGGCCGAGCUCAGUGGUGUGCUGGACGGCGCUGACGUUGAGCCGAAGAACUCCGAGAGUGAGGAGGAAGAUUCCGGUGAAGAAGACGAGCCCCCCAGGCCCUCCAACGGGGGUUUUUGGAGGCAGGGGGCGGCCUCCAGAUCUCAGUCGCCUGUUAUGGCGGACAAUGCCAGUGAUGCUUCGUCCAUGGUGCCCCCCCAGAGGCCAAAAAGUCGCUCAGAUAUGGCGACGAGCCGUUACAACAAUCUCUCGUACUGGAAAGCGAGAAGGGUCGUCUUUUUUCGCAAUGGAGAUCCCUUCUUUCCGGGGGUGGAGUUCAGAUUCAAGCCCGGAAGGGACAUUAUGUCGCUGGAGGCGCUCCUGGACAAGCUGUCCUUACGGAUGGACCUCCCAAGAGGCGCUAGGUACAUUUUUUCCAUGGAUGGAGACAGGAAGUAUCGGUUAGACGAGCUGGAAGAUGGUGCAUCUUAUGUUGUUUCUUCUUAUAAAACGUUCAAAGCUGCCAGCUACGGCAAGAAGAACGGUAUCUGGUACGCUGCACCAGCUGGCGCACAAGGAUGGAGCAAGGCGACGAGCAGGAAGGCGUCUAUAGCGGAAGCAGACGCAGUGCCGCCUCCAGGAGGCGGUCCUGUCAAACCGAGCUCCGGUCGUGUCAUCAGAAUUAUCAACAAUAUGGACCACACUGUGCAGUGCAGGGUGCUGCUAAACCUAAGGACCACGCAGCCAUUCGAAGAAGUGGUCGAAGACCUUGGUCAAGUCCUGAAGAUGAACGGUGCAAAGCGGAUGUAUACAGUGUCGGGUCAAGAAGUACGCAGCUUUUCGCAGCUUAGAAACGAGUUCGCUGACGUAGACACUUUUUAUCUUGGUGUAGGUAGUGUAGGAUCUGUUAACAACCUUAUGAUGUCACCUGUAAGAAGGGGACGAGCUAGAGUUGUUAACACAGCUAUCGUAGAAGAUUUGAGCAAGAGGAGAUCGAGGAGUAAAAGCAGACCGAGGGCACUUUACGCUCCUGAGAGUGAAAUUGUUAGGACCAAUGAUUAUACCUUAUUAGAAGUACUGAAGGAAGAACCAAUACGAGUCACCAUUAAAGGACUUAGAAGAACAUUUUAUCCUCCCCUACAUCAUCCCCCAAUGGACAAUACACCACCAGACAAAAAACUCCAAUUAGAAUGGGUUUAUGGUUAUCGAGGCACAGAUUCUAGGAAAAAUUUAUGGGUCCUACCAACAGGAGAACUUUUGUAUUUCGUAGCAGCAGUAGCGGUAAUGUAUGAUAGAGACGAAGAUGCACAAAGGCAUUACACUGGACAUACAGAAGAUAUCCAAUGCAUGGAUUUGCAUCCGUCCAGAGAGAUGGUUGCUUCCGGUCAAAGGGCCGGAAGGAAUAGGAAAACACAGGCACACAUUAGAAUUUGGAGCACAGAAACUCUGCAAACUCUCUAUGUGUUCGGAAUGGGAGAAUUUGAAGUUGGAGUAGCUGCUGUUUCAUUUUCGCAACUAAAUGGUGGUAGUUAUGUCUUGGCUGUAGACGCUGGAAGAGAGAGCAUCCUUUCAGUGUGGCAGUGGCAAUGGGGGCAUCUGCUUGGUAAAGUUGCGACCUUACAAGAAGACCUGACAGGCGCAGUUUUCCAUCCCUUGGAUGACAACCUAAUGAUUACUCAUGGAAAAGGUCACUUGACCUUCUGGAAUAGAAGGAAAGAUGGAUUCUUCGAGAGGACAGACAUCAUAAAACCGCCAGCAAGAACGAUGAUUACCGCUCUUCAGUUUGAACAAGACGGUGAUGUCAUCACAGCAGAUACUGAUGGUUUUAUCACCGUGUACAGCGUUGACAGUGAUGGGGCAUAUUUCGUUAAAAUGGAAUAUGAGGCUCAUAAUAAAGGAGUAAGUGCUUUAGUGAUGCUUUCUGAAGGAACUCUUCUAUCUGGUGGAGAGAAGGAUAGAAAGAUAUGCGCUUGGGAUUCACUCCAAAAUUAUAAAAAAAUAACAGAGUCCAAGCUUUCCGAAACAGCAGGAGGGGUCAGAUCCAUAUAUCCCCAAAGGCCAGGGAGGAACGAUGGAAAUAUAUACGUUGGAACCACCAAAAAUAACAUCCUGGAAGGUAGUUUACAGAGAAGAUUCAACCAGGUUGUUUUUGGUCAUGGUCGACAACUCUGGGGUCUAGCUGUUCAUCCAGACGAUGAAGUAUUCGCUACAGCUGGUCAUGAUAAAAAUAUCGCUUUAUGGAGGAAAAACAAGCUGCUCUGGACGACACAAGUUGCUUUCGAAUGCGUGUCUUUAUCCUUCCAUCCGUUUGGUAUUGUGUUAGCUGCCGGAAGUACAGAGGGACAUUUGUUGAUUAUCAACACGGAAAAUGGAGUUCUUUCCAGCACAAUAAGGAUAUGUGGAUCACCGCUUAGCUGUAUAGCUUUCAACCCUACUGGAGAUAUGAUAGCGAUAGCAUCUCAAAACGGGAGCAUCUACCUCUUCAGAGUUAGUCGAGAUGGAUUCUCAUAUAAAAAAUCGAACAAGAUAAGGGGAUCACAGCCUCUGAUUCAAUUGGACUGGAGUACAGACAGCAAUUAUAUCCAAACUGUUACUGCGGAUUAUGACCUAUGUUUCUGGGAUGUGAAAUCUCUUUCUCCGGAAAAGAGUCCAAUAGUUAUGAAAGAUGUUAAAUGGUAUACGCAUAACUGUACAGUAGGAUUUAUGGUUGCAGGUAUGUGGAAUAAUCGAUUCUAUCCGAUGACUUCAAUCAUAAGCACAGCUAGCAGAUCUGCUGCCCAUGAUCUUCUGAUUUCUGGUGAUACCGACGGAUAUUUGAGACUUUUCAGGUAUCCCUGUUUGAGUCCUAAGGCAGAAUACAACGAGGAGAAGCUAUACAGCGGAACAGUGGCGUGCGCCAGAUUCCUUUUCAACGACAGGAAUGUGGUUACAGUAGGUGGUACAGAUGCUGCCCUGAUGUUGUGGGAAUUGACGGAAGAAUAGCAACAAAAGGUUGGAUAUUACAGGCGACCACGUUUAUUGAAACAAAGAGUGAGAUACGUUGAUUUUGGGGAUUAUAGUGAUUCGGACCUCGACUCAGAUAUGGAGAAUUCCUUCGAAGUUUUGGCAUUGAGGAAUUGAAGGCUACCAGGAACUUGAAGAUGUUCUAGUCUUCGUAAUUUCCGAGUAUAUGCAAUUCUAUCAAUCCCUUUUGUUACCAAAGAAUCCAACGACUAUAAGAAUUUUUAUUGUUCAAAUAAUGAACUUUAUAUGAAAGUUACUCAAUAUUUUGAUGAGGAUUUGGUACUUUUGAUGCCGAACAGUAAACUUAAUUAUAAACUAAAUUAUUGUCUUCAUUUUUUCGAUUAGAUAUUUUCAUUAGAAUUUUCCUAGAAUGAACAGGAUGUAACUACCUCAUUAAAGGUAGGAAUAAUGCCUAAAAAUUUACGAAGCUUAUGUUAGAAAUUUUAGUGGUUUCACAAUAAGUUCUUCUCACAUUGAAAAAAUGAAGGAAUUCUACCAGUUUCUCCCUUUGAAAUGGGAUAUAUCAUUCAAUGUGACAAUUGAACUCAAAUAACUUUUCAUUUGAAUUUUCGAAUAUAUUCUAUCAAUUAACAAAUAUUAAACACAUUUGAAACUGCCAAUAGGUAUAGUUUUAAUAUAUUAUAAUCUUAAAACAAAUUAUAAUAUGCAUGUUAGCUUCCUGAAAAUUUUGAGGUCAAAUAAAAUUAUUUAUAAAAUAGUUUAUAAAUUUUGUUAAAAAUUGGAAUGGUAAUAAAAAAGUUGUGUUC